GAGAAUGAUAAAAACGAAAAAUUACUCAUUCAAUUGAAUUCGCUUUCGAUUGGUGCAAUAGACAUUAAGUGUCAGUCCACGGCUGAAUCGAGCAUUUUGGUAAUCGGCUGUCAUAGAAAAAAUUUUGACCUAUCUUUUUUAAGAUCGCAAAUGAAAGAGCGUGUAAAGAAACCUCUGAAUCCAAAAGUUUAGCCCUGUCUGACUGACGUUUGAAUAGAUAUGAGAGAAACAUUGAAAGUAAUUCGAUGACACUCUAAGCAUAAUCAUCAUGUUUUUCAUGUCUUUUUUCGUGUUUUUUAUAGAAAACGUUUUGUAAAAGGUAUGGGCCGACAAAAAACUCUGAUGGCUUCGAUAGAGUAAAAAAACUGCACAAGAUACAUCUAAACAAGUAGUAUUAAAGUUAGCGCAUAGUGCUCUAAUUUAGGUCGGAAGAUAAAAAAAAGUACUAUGCUUCUAUGACAUUUCUCUGUUAUUUUCGAAACAUCUCAAUUGAACGGUAAUACAAAUAUGAUUGUUUUCCAUUAUGAAGGCUAAGCAAUAUAGAAAAUCUUGCAUCGACUUGAGAUACUAGUUGAGAGGUGUUGUAUACUUCAUAAAUCAAGGAUGUAGAAAAUGCAAAGAAAGAUGCGAGAUAUGUGUUUCUUUAAGAAAAUAGUGAAUCUCUUCAAGAAAGCGCACAUCUGUCGUACUUUGAUCUUCUAAUAAUUUAAAAAAUUUUUUUUAGUCAAGGAUCCUACUGAAAGAUACUCUACAUCUGCCAGAUCUCUUCUACAUAUUCCCUCGACCGAAAAGAGGGUCUUACGAAAGAAAAUGCGUUUGUAUAUAUGUUUGUUUCGUUCACUUGACGGAUGUUGCAAAAAAUUCCUGGACAAAAGUCAGCGGGUGUGAGUAUGAGUGUGACUCUAAGUAUGGGUGGGUGUGGAUGUGGGUGGAGGUGGGUUAAGAGAAGAUUCUCAGUAACACUCACCCAUCGUCAUACAUCCACACCCACCUACACCCAUACUCACAUCCAUUAAGCAUGCGUUCACUUAAUUUGAACAUUCACUGUUUAAAAAAAAGCGUGCAUGAACUUUCCGAUAUUUUUCUCUCAUGAAUUGCCGAAUACUUUUCUCCCAUAACCUUUCAUUGCAUUGAACAAGUGUUUUCUCUUCAUUUGCUUUAUGAAUUAAGUACAAUUCGAAUAAUGUUCGUUCGUGGCGACAUUCUUUCCUUUUUUCUCUUUCAUAGAUAUAAAAGGUUGAGCAUGUAUGAAAGAAUGCAGGGUAGGCCAAAAGUCACUAUACCGAAGAAAAAAACGAAUAUCUCCAUUACAGCUCGAUCAAAUGAGCUGAUCUUUUAUCAAUGAUAGAGGAAUGUUCAAGCUAUAUAUCCAUAAAGGCAUACCUAGAGAGACCUUUUGUUAUGUAUCACAAUUGACCUCAAUAAAAAGAUUUUUGCUUUUUCAGAUAGGAAAAAAAAACAAUAUAUAGGGUGUCCAGUAAGUCAUGAAAUAGACGCACUAAAAAUUGAAUAUCUCCAUUAUAGCUCGACCAAAUGGGCUUAUUUUUUUACCAAGGAUAGAGGUAUGUUCACACUCCAAAUUCAUACGGACAAGGUCAGUGAGAACCUUUGUUAAAUAUCACUAUUGACCUCAACAAGAAAAUUUUACUUGUUCACAGAUAGGAAAAGAAAAGAAUAUGUUCACCAUAGUUUCUCACUAAUCUCGCUCAUCCAAAUUUGGAGUGUAAAUAUGCCUUUAUCUUUAGUAAAAUAAUCAACUCGUUUGCUCGAGUCGUAAUGGAGAUAUUGAUAAAAAUCUUUUUCUUUAGACCGAUAUUCGUCUUACUAAAAGAAAAUCUUCUUAGUCGUGAUUAUAAUACAUUAGCCAGUCUUUGUGAUGAUUCUUUACGUCGUUAUGAAAAUAAUGAAGAUGAAAAUAAUUUAAUCUAUCAUCUAUUUUCUCGUAAUCACGUUACGCGAAUAGCUGAAUUAAUUAUAAAAUCCAUUCUUUUUUCAAUGAAGUAUGGUUCAAAUAAGGGUGAUAAACGUUUUUCACAUUUAAUACAAAUCGUUGAAUUUUAUCUUCAAACAUUAGAUUCAAUUACUAAUCAUUUACAAGAAAUUCCAUGUUGGAUGCAUUUUGAUUGUUUAUAUCAAAUAACGGCACAUUCAGAUAAACCAAUAAGUCUAAAAUUAUAUCCUCUUAUUGAACAAAUUGUUAAAAAUUAUUCUCAAUCAAUUGUUUAUCUAUUUAAAUUAAGUUAUGAAACAUUACAAUAUCCUCUUACUGAUCCAGUAUUAAAACGUAAUUUAGAAAGUGGAUGUGGGUGA
Rotaria sordida is the source of this 2310-nucleotide messenger RNA. NCBI's taxonomy places the organism in Eukaryota, Metazoa, Rotifera, Eurotatoria, Philodinida, Philodinidae. The record is from the annotation of a GenBank genome assembly.